This is a messenger RNA of Penicillium cataractarum, 1551 nucleotides long. RefSeq lists its product as uncharacterized. The record is from RefSeq and is a predicted model, not a curated record. The coding region runs from base 1 to 1551 and encodes 516 amino acids. The transcript has 5 exons. Lineage: Eukaryota; Fungi; Ascomycota; Eurotiomycetes; Eurotiales; Aspergillaceae.
AUGAGCUCAAUUGACCACCCACUUCUUGGCCGGAUUCAGGGCAACCAAACCAAUGAUGUGAUUGAAUUCCUAGGUAUUCCAUAUGCGAACGUCGCACAUCGGUUUGCUCCGCCCGUGCCGAUCAGCCACCAGGAGAGAAGCCCGGAAGCCAUCUUUGAUGCUACUUCAUAUGGACCAAGUGUCGAGGGAAAAGACGGGUGUGAGAUGGACUUCGCCCUGAUCCAACACACACUUCCACGGACGCAUUUUGCUCAGUCAGGCACCGAGAGUUUAAAUCUCAACAUGACGAUCCCUCGGAUGACCAAACCAUCCGAACCAUUACCUGUUCUUGUUUUUCUGCACGGUGGCGGGUUCGAGGUUGGGUCCUCCUCAUGGCCGCAAAACCGAUUGAAUAGAUUGGUCUCCCUUGCAUGCGAACUAGGUCUCCCUGUUCUUGGAGUUAGCAUCAAUUACCGUGUCGGCCCUGCUGGAUUUUUGACCUCUAUGGAAAUGCGCGACGCUGGACUCACUUCAAAUAAUGGCCUUCGGGACCAGCGCGUCGCUUUGAAAUGGGUCCAGCAUCAUAUCAGAGGAUUUGGAGGUGAUCCAGAUAACGUCACGUUAGUUGGACACAGUGCAGGAGGUGUAUCCGCUGCCCUGCACCUCUCAAGUGAAGAGCCCUUGUUUAAGCGAGUUGCAUGUCUCAGUGGCCAUUUCCUAGCGAAGAAGCCCCUUCCAUCUGAAGUCCAUGAGCAUAUCUACAAUGAAUGCCUUCGGAUUCUAAAUUUGGAAACAUUGUCAGCUAGCGAGCGCGUAUCCCGUCUUUUGGAGCUGGGUGCGGAUGAUUUGGAAAAUAUUUCGCGCUUUCCAUCGAGUCCAAUUGUCGACGGCGAAAUUUGUUCCGAGAUGCCUUCCGUGCACGCCAUAUCGAAUACAAUUCCAACAUCGCUACACCGAGGCUGGUGCCAAGACUUGUUUAUUGGAAGCUGCCACUUUGAUGGAUCGAUUUUGGCAGGCGCCCUCGAACACCGGAAAGCGGGUAUAGGGAUGUCAUUUGCUGGGCACUUAGCUAGCGGACUCACGCAAGCCCCCGGGCUGGCUGAUAAAAUUCUCUCCACAUAUGGUAUCAAUGUCGACAAUCAGAACGACGAUGGGGAUUUAUAUGGCAUUCUGAAACUGGCAAAUGACCUCUUCUUCUAUGUUCCAACUAUCUAUAUGGCCGAAGCUUGGAAGUCCGGUUCUGCAUAUCUGUAUAGAUUCAAUUCGCCAAAUCCGUGGGAAGGCCAGUGGCAAGGUGAAGCUGCACAUAUUACUGAUCUAACAAUGCUCUUGCACAACUUUGAUGAAUUUUUGACUGAAGAGCAGCAGGGACCGGGACGUGAAUUUUCCCACGAUCUGCUGACUUUUGUGUCUGCAAAAGCGCCGUGGAAGGCGUUCGAUGGCCAAGAAUCGUCUGCUAGAGAGUACGGCAGCUUGAUCAGUGACCAGAGAGGUUCCAUUUGGGAAAUAUUGAAGGGAAUUGACCCUGAUCAACUUACGGGGUUGCUGGAAGGGUUCUUGGCGAGCGGAUGA